Messenger RNA from Pieris rapae (cabbage white), 2011 nucleotides. RefSeq names its product WD40 repeat-containing protein SMU1 (gene Smu1). The record is from RefSeq and is a predicted model, not a curated record. Gene Ontology annotation, molecular function: protein binding. NCBI's taxonomy places the organism in Eukaryota, Metazoa, Arthropoda, Insecta, Lepidoptera, Pieridae. Gene Ontology annotation, biological process: mRNA splicing, via spliceosome. Gene Ontology annotation, cellular component: precatalytic spliceosome. The coding region runs from base 181 to 1740 and encodes 519 amino acids. The transcript has 5 exons.
UACAUGCCUCCCUAACUAUUAAUUAUUGUUUACAAAAUUUGUGAAUUUUGUGUAAAAUUUUGUUAACAAUUUUUCAAGUUAAAUAAAAAUGUGCAUGGCUUAUAAACUAUUGAAGUGACUUGAUAGCUGGACGUAUAUAUAUUAUUAUUAUUUUAAUUCAUAUUAAGAUAAAAAGUAAAAAUGUCGAUAGAAAUUGAGUCUGCGGAUGUAAUUCGCUUAAUCCAACAAUAUCUUAAGGAGUCGAAUUUAACAAAAACAUUGCACACUUUGCAGGAAGAGACAGGUGUUUCAUUGAACACAGUAGAGAGUGUGGAUGGGUUCUGUGCAGACAUAAACAAUGGACAGUGGGAUAGUGUACUAAAGGCAACCGCAUCAUUGAAGUUGCCCGAACGGAAGUUAAUGGAGCUUUAUGAGCAAGUUGUGCUUGAGUUAGCUGAGUUGCGUGAGUUGGGUGCUGCGCGUGCUUUGUUGCGCCAGGCUCCACCAUGCCUACUCAUGAAACGACUGCGGCCUGAUCGUUACUUGCACCUAGAGACAGUACUUUCGCGUUCCUACUUCGAUCCGCGUGAGGCAUAUGGGGGUGGAGGUGGUGCAGCACCUGGUGCAGGUGGCAAGGAAUGGCGUCGUGCAGCUUUGGCGGCGGCACUUGCUGGAGAAGUCUCUGUAGUACCCUCAUCCCGUCUCCUUGCACUGCUUGGCCAAGCACUCAAAUGGCAGCAGCAUCAAGGAUUGCUGCCACCUGGAACUACAAUUGAUUUAUUCAGAGGAAAGGCUGCUAUCAGGGAUGAAGAAGAUGAUCAGUGCCCUACACAUGUCUCAAAAAUUAUCAAGUUUGGACAAAAAUCACAUGUUGAGUGUGCUAGAUUUUCACCUGAUGGUCAAUACCUAGUAACAGGCUCUGUUGAUGGACUAGUUGAAGUAUGGAAUUUCACAACAGGAAAACUGCGUAAAGACUUACGUUACCAAGCGCACGACGAGUACAUGAGUAUGAGCGCGGCUGUUCUAUCGUUGACAUUCGCCCGCGACUCUGAUACUUUAGCGGGUGGAGCGCACGACGGCAAAGUGUGUGUCUGGCGGGUCUCCACCGGCGCCGUUCAGCGCCGCCUAGAACGAGCCCACGCAAAAGGAGUCACCAGUCUGCAAUUCUCUCGUGAUGCCACCCAACUCCUUUCUGCUUCCUUUGACCGCACAGUUCGCAUCCACGGCCUUAAAUCGGGAAAAUUGCUAAAGGAAUUACGCGGGCACACAUCCUUCGUUAACGAAGCAGUAUGGACACCGGAUGGACAUGGUGUACUUAGCGGAUCGUCAGAUGGUACGGUCAAAGUCUGGGCAGUGCGAACAGGCGAGUGUGCGGCAACCCUCAAACCUCUCGGCUCUGGGGAGCCAGCCGUCAACUCCGUCUUGCUCCUGCCGAAGACGCCAGAACAUUUUGUGGUUUGCAAUCGUAGUAAUACAGUGGUAGUAAUGAAUAUGGCGGGCCAGAUCGUGCGAUCGUUGUCUAGUGGUCGGCGUGAGGCUGAAGGGGGAGCAUUAGUAUGUGCGGCCCUCGGAGCGCGAGGUCGCCUUGUGUACUGUGUGGCUGAAGACUUGGUGCUAUACGCUUUCUGCGCACAAAGCGGUAAGCUAGAACGUACCAUCACGGUGCACGACAAGGCCGUUAUUGGUCUCGCGCACCAUCCCCAUCAGAAUCUGCUUGCCACGUAUAGUGAAGAUGGCAUGCUCAAGUUAUGGAAACCAUAAUAAUUAUGUACUACUAUAAUAGCAAACUUUUAUUUUCAUUGAGUGAAUUUUGUUUGAUGAUGACUCCCAGGAUUAAUAAAAUAAAUUUGGAUAAAUAUAUUUUCGAAACAUUUGGACAAAGAUAUUUGUAGCAUGACUAUAGUACAUACAUGUAUGUGUAAUUAUAUAUAUCACAUGCUCUAAUAAGAUGUAUUUGAAAUAAUUUUAUUGGAAAAUAUCCACUUGCAAUGCUUAAAGCUAUUUGAGUUCAAAGAUAUUCUUAAUAUUCUUU